AGGAGUACGACCCCCUCAAAGCCGGGAGCAUCGAUGGCACCGACGAGGAGCCCCACGACCGAGCCAUAUGGAGGGCCAUGCUGGCGCGGUACGUCCCCAACAAGGGGGUGACAGGGGACCCUCACCUCACCCUCUUCGUAGCCAGGCUCAAUCUGCAGACCACGGAAGAGAAGCUGAAGGAGGUUUUUUCCCGGUACGGAGAUAUCAGAAAGAUCCGGCUGGUGAGAGACUUGGUUACGGGCUUUUCCAAGGGUUACGCGUUUAUUGAGUACAAGGAGGAGCGAGCGCUGCUGAAGGCCCACAGGGAUGCCAACAGGCUGGUUAUUGACCAGCAUGAGAUCUUCGUGGACUUCGAGUUGGAAAGAACUCUCAAAGGGUGGAUCCCUCGGAGGCUUGGAGGGGGUUUUGGAGGCAAGAAAGAAUCUGGGCAGCUACGAUUUGGAGGACGGGACAGACCUUUCCGGAAGCCCAUCAAUUUGCCAGCCAUGAAAAGUGAUCUGUAUGGAGAGGGAUCAGCCGAGAAAAGAAACUGGUCUCGCGAAGGAGCAAGGGACUGGAGAACAAGAGAUCGAGAGCAUGAGAGGAGCAGAGACAAGAGAUGGCCGGAACGGGAGCGUUCGUGGGCGUGGGGGGAGAGUGAGAGGGACUCCAAAGAGGACAGGAGCAGAGGGAGAGACAGGAGGGACAGGGACAGGAAAGACAGGGAUAGAGAACGGAGCAGGGAAAAAGAAGAGAGAGAUGAGGAUAAGCAUCGAUAGGUGAAGGUCCCUUGUCUGUAAUUACGGGGUGUUUGGGUUUG
Messenger RNA from Tinamus guttatus (white-throated tinamou), 799 nucleotides. RefSeq names its product small nuclear ribonucleoprotein U11/U12 subunit 35 (gene SNRNP35). Lineage: Eukaryota; Metazoa; Chordata; Aves; Tinamiformes; Tinamidae. Gene Ontology annotation, cellular component: U12-type spliceosomal complex; precatalytic spliceosome. The record is from RefSeq and is a predicted model, not a curated record. Gene Ontology annotation, biological process: mRNA splicing, via spliceosome. Gene Ontology annotation, molecular function: mRNA binding; snRNA binding.